UAUGGGGACGAGCCAGUAAAAGCUGAAGCACUUGGUUUGCAACAUUGCCACCAGCGUGAGCAUACUUCUCAGGAGAUGCACAAAUAAAUCUUGUUAUUCUCGGCAUCUGCGGUCAUUUCCCCAACUAAACAGUGACGACCCAGGGACUACGUUGCUUCAUAGGUUAAGAAGGACCAAAUAAAGAGGUGCGCAAGAAAAUCGGGAGAGUGGCUCUUUGAUGCAUGCCGACAGCUCCCUGUCCCACAUCCGGAUGGAGAAGUACGAGAAGAUUGGGAAGAUUGGGGAGGGCUCGUAUGGCGUUGUCUUCAAGUGCAGGAACAAAGACACCGGCCAGAUAGUCGCCAUCAAGAAGUUUGUGGAGUCGGAGGAUGAUCCCAUUAUAAAGAAGAUCGCGCUGAGGGAGAUCCGGAUGCUGAAGCAACUGAAGCACGCAAACCUGGUGAACCUGAUUGAGGUUUUUCGACGGAAGCGCAAGCUACACCUGGUGUUCGAGUACUGCGACCACACCGUCCUCAACGAACUGGACCGCUACCCCCGGGGGGUCCCGGAGCACCUGGUGAAGAGCAUAACCUGGCAGACACUGCAGGCCGUCAACUUCUGCCACAAACAGAACUGCAUUCACAGGGACGUGAAGCCGGAGAACAUCCUCAUCACCAAGCACCAGGUCAUAAAGCUGUGCGACUUCGGAUUCGCCAGGAUCCUCACUGGACCCUGCGAUUACUACACGGACUACGUGGCCACACGCUGGUACCGGGCCCCAGAGCUGCUGGUGGGGGACACGCAGUACGGCCCGCCCGUGGACGUCUGGGCCAUCGGCUGCGUCUUCGCCGAGCUGCUCUGCGGCGCCCCCCUGUGGCCGGGGAAAUCAGACGUGGAUCAGCUCUACCUCAUCAGAAAAACACUGGGAGACCUCAUUCCCCGGCACCAGCAGGUCUUCAGCAACAACCAGUUCUUCAGCGGAGUGAGCAUCCCCGAGCCGCAGGAGAUGGAACCCCUGGAACAGAGGUACCCAAACCUGUCACAUCUAGCACUGGGACUGAUGAAGGGCUGCCUGCGCAUGGACCCGUCAGAGCGGCUGACGUGCGAGCAGCUGCUGGAGCACCCCUACUUCGACAGCCAGAGGGAGGAGACGGAGAGCGCCACCCGCGAACACGACCGCGCCACCAAGAGGCGGUCCCGCCUGCCGCGCAAGCACCUCCCGCCCGGGUAUCUGCCUCAACUCACCAGCAGCAACAUCCUCCCGGCCCUGGACAACAAGAAGUACUACAACAACCUGCGAAAGUUCAACUACCACUUCCCCAAUAUCUAAAUUCCCUGCUUUCUAACCAAUCGGGGAACAGCAGAGAAUAAAUUAAAAUACUUCGGUAAUCUCGCGUUUCCAAGUACAAAAUCCAGGAAAAGCAGCCGUUUGUGGAGAGUGCAAGAUUUCCUGAGUGCGCAGAUUAGCUGAACCAAGGCUUUGGUCACAUGACCCCAGUGUGAGCCAAUCAUAUGCACUCUGGCAGCUUUUCGGAAGAGACCUCUUUUGGUCUUGGGUUUCAAGUAUAUCUAUUUUGUUCACUUUUUUUCAUGUAAAUGACAAGGAGCAGCUCGCAGCUCUGCUGAUAGACCCACGUGCAGUAUGGGGGAACAUGAUAGCGUAACUGCCUUACCCAACUUGCCAAAUAUGUUUUUAAUAGUGAAAGAUAUAUGCAUUGGUCUGUCAUCUCGAUGUUCACUGUUGGUAGCCUCGUUGUUAAGGUUUGGAAGAUGUAGGUGAAAGGUCUAAUCUCCAUUAGUCAAUCCAAAUAAAGGGUGGUGCACAAUGUGAGAAAUGAUUAAUCCAGAACGUAACUUGCCUGUUUGUUGUAUGUGGACCUUAUGCACAGUCCCCCCCCCCCCCUUGUUAAUGUGUAGCAAUAGUUCCAAUUGGCCCAAGAGGAGGAACUGGAGAAUGCCAGUUCUGGCAUAAUGAGUAGUACCAAAAGAUGUGUGCAGCACUACAUAGCCGUAGUUAUUUUCUAUUUUCUGUCACUGUGGUCCGUUUACAUUGUUUUCCCCAAAUUUUAUUGUAAGCCACCAUACUGUUACUCGGCGUGCAAAAAAAAACAACUGUUUUGACACCAGAAAAAGAAUUUCAAAUGAAAGAUGGCAGCAGUACAAUGUUAACAAUAACAACAGAAGCAAUGUUAUAGAAUUACCAUAUAUACAUCAUCACAUCUUAUUUCCUGGAGACUGGUGCUUGUGGUCAUUCCAUCUCCCUCUUUGACUUAUACCAAAUGCCAAAUUAUUACAAAAAAAUAAUAAUUUGAAAACUUAACCAAUGAACCACUGAAAAUCUCCACUGUCUUUGUGUGCACAAGUGUAUAUAAAGCAAACAUAGUGUGUCUGUAUUUUGUUGUACUUUUCUAUGGAGUAAUAUUUAAUACCUAGAAUGCUGGAAAAUAAAUGGUAGGGGAGGCAAGUCGGUCAGUUUUUUUUUUUGUUUUUUUUGGAAAUUGUUCGAAUAAAGUGCCGGUAAGAGGAAA
Molecule: messenger RNA, 2507 nt
Organism: Anguilla rostrata (American eel)
Lineage: Eukaryota; Metazoa; Chordata; Actinopteri; Anguilliformes; Anguillidae
Gene: cdkl1
Product: cyclin dependent kinase like 1 (CDC2 related kinase)
Exons: 10
Coding region: 218-1309 (363 amino acids)
Biological process (GO): protein phosphorylation
Cellular component (GO): nucleus
Molecular function (GO): ATP binding; protein serine/threonine kinase activity
Source: RefSeq, a predicted model, not a curated record